This is a messenger RNA of Cylas formicarius (sweet potato weevil), 682 nucleotides long. RefSeq names its product large ribosomal subunit protein eL20 (gene RpL18A). The record is from RefSeq and is a predicted model, not a curated record. NCBI's taxonomy places the organism in Eukaryota, Metazoa, Arthropoda, Insecta, Coleoptera, Brentidae. Gene Ontology annotation, molecular function: structural constituent of ribosome. Gene Ontology annotation, biological process: translation. The transcript is spliced from 3 exons. Gene Ontology annotation, cellular component: cytosolic large ribosomal subunit; ribosome. Bases 111 to 641 code for a protein of 176 amino acids.
CGGUAACACGAGUUUUCCUUCAUACAACGCCACAGACUAUGUUGUUUUUAUUCUGUGACUAACUGUCAUAUUUGUUCAUUCUUUUCUAGCAGCGUUUUAGAAACGGAAACAUGAAAGCAAAAGGAGAGUUAAAGGAAUAUGAGGUUAUCGGGCGCAAAUUGCCAACCGAAAAGGAGCAAAACACUCCCCUCUACAAAAUGAGGAUCUUUGCCCCGGAUCCCAUCGUGGCCAAGUCGAGGUUCUGGUACUUCUUGCGGCAAUUGAAGAAGUUUAAGAAGUCCACUGGGGAAAUAGUCUCGGUGAAGCAAAUUCCCGAAAAGACCCCAGCAAAAAUUAAAAACUUCGGUAUUUGGUUGCGGUAUGAUUCGCGAUCGGGCACCCACAACAUGUACCGGGAGUACCGGGAUUUGAGCGUCAGCGGAGCCGUUACCCAGUGUUACAGGGACAUGGGAGCGAGACAUCGUGCUAGGGCUCACUCCAUUCAAAUCAUUAAAGUGGAAGAAGUGAAGGCGGCGGAUACGAGACGGCCCCAAGUGAAGCAGUUCCACGAUUCGAAAAUACGUUUCCCCCUGCCGAAACGUAUCCAGCACAAAUCGAUGAAUAGAUUCUCUGUGCGCAAACCCAGAACUUAUUUCCUGUAAUGUGUUCUUUGUUUGUGGUUUAAAUAUAAUAUUAAUAACAA